This is a messenger RNA of Miniopterus natalensis, 2470 nucleotides long. The record is from RefSeq and is a predicted model, not a curated record. Lineage: Eukaryota; Metazoa; Chordata; Mammalia; Chiroptera; Miniopteridae.
AUGACUGCAGAGAAUGUGUUUACCGGGCAGUCCAAGAUCUACACCUACAUGAGCCCGAACAAAUGCUCUGGAAUACGUUCCCCUCUUCAGGAAGAGAACUCGGUUGUACAUCACGAAGUCAAAUGCCAGGGGAAGCCAUUAGCCGGGAUCUACAGGAAACGGGAAGAGAAAAGAAACACUGGGAACGCAAUACGAGGCAGCAUGAAGGCCGAGGAACUAAAGAUCAAAGACGCCAGGAGGGGCCCCCUGGCACCUUUUCCAAACCAAAAACCCGAAGCAGCAGAACCUCCAAAAACUCCGACCUCGUCUUGUGACUCCCCCGGUGCAGCCAUCGCCAAGCCGGCCCUGAAGAAGGCAGUCAAGGGCAAGCAGGCGCCUCGGAAAAAAGCUCAAGGAAAAACGCAACAGAAUCGCAAACUCACGGAUUUCUACCCUGUGCGGAGGAGCUCGAGGAAGAGCAAGGCUGAGCUGCAGUCUGAAGAAAGGAGGAGGCUGGACGAGCUGAUCGAGAGUGGGAAGGAAGAAGGAAUGAAGAUCGACCUCAUCGAUGGCAAAGGCAGGGGCGUGAUCGCCACCAAGCAGUUCUCCCGGGGCGAGUUUGUGGUGGAGUACCAUGGGGACCUCAUCGAGAUCACCGACGCAAGGAAGCGGGAGGCUCUGUACGCACAAGAUCCCUCCACCGGCUGCUACAUGUACUAUUUCCAGUAUCUUAGUAAAACCUACUGCGUGGAUGCCACCAGAGAGACGAAUCGCUUGGGAAGACUGAUCAAUCACAGCAAAUGUGGGAACUGCCAGACCAAACUGCACGACAUCGACGGCGUGCCUCACCUCAUUCUCAUCGCCUCCCGCGACAUCGAGGCCGGGGAGGAGCUCCUGUACGACUAUGGGGACCGCAGCCGGGCUUCCAUCGAAGCCUACCCCUGGCUGAAGCAUUAACCGCCGCCCCGCCCCCUCUUCAAUGGACAAAAAGUGCCCUCAAAGGGAAUUGAUUUUUUUUUUUACACACUUAAUCUUAGCAGAUUACUUCAGAUGUUUUUUAAAAAGUAUAUUAAGAUGCCUUUUCACUGUAGUAUUUAAAUAUCUGUUACAGGUUUCCAAGGUGGACUUGAACAGAUGGCCUUAUAUUACCAAAACUUUUAUAUUCUAGUUGUUUUUGUACCUUUUUUGCAUACAAGUCGAACGUUUGUGCUUCCCGCCGCGCAUGCAGGCUUCAGAGGAGAGAGUCGGACACGAACUGGGAAGCUGGGGGGCACUCCGGCCUCUGGCUGCAGAGCCAGGACUAUUCCCCACACUCCUUCAUCCCUCCGAGCUCAGGCGGCCGCGAGGACACCGCCUCCCGCCGGCCUCCUGGAUGCCGCCUCCCGCCGGCCUGGACGGGAUGCUCCCAAGCUCUUGUUUUCCUGACGUCUCAACAGGCGCACACGGAAGUGUAUGAAUAUUUUUUAAAAGGGUUUCGCAGUCAGUCAGUCUUCCCCUCUGCUUUCUCGAAAGCUUGCUGACCUGGCGGCCCGGGCCUAGGUUUACUCUUCCACGGGCUGCCGCUUUUCUGGGCACCUCGAAGCCUCAGGGCGGGUCAUCAGAGUAGACGCGGGCAGGGAGAAGCAUCGCUUAGUGAGCCCCGCCAGGCCAGGGCUUCCCAAAACCGGGGUGAUUCUUUAUAGAAAUGUGAACACUGAAUUUAUUUUAAAAAAAUAAUAAAAAUCAAAAAAACAAAAAAGACAAAAAAAAAAAGAAAAAAAACCACAGAAAACAACUUACAUGUAUAUAGGUCUUAAAGUGAGUGGAGUGGCUGCGGUUUUUUUGUUUGUUUUUUCUUUUACUUUGGGUUUGGCUUUUUCUGUUUGUUUGGUUUUAUAGAAGAGGUUUGAGAUGGUACUCUAUUCUAAUCAAAAAUAAAGUUUUGUAGUGGGACCAGAAAUUACUUAUCCAAUCCCCACCCCCACCCCGACCCCACUUUGCUGGGUUGAAAGGUCCAGAUCUGCUGUCAGGCUGUCGUCCGACCACCCUGGGCCCUGUCAUGUGGGCCCCACCCCAGGGAAGCAGGCAGGUGCCGCACCCAGGGCUCAAGGCUGAGGGGACAGUUCGCCUCGACGGCCUGGCGGCCGGAGCAGUGAGCGGGUAGCUUCCUCCCUCCGGAAGAGGGACCCAUGCUCACUGGCCGCCUGCAGUCCAGGGGCCCCCCGCCCUGGCUCUGGAGCCACGGCCCGGGGCCUCCUGCCCCCUACUUGGUCCUAGGUAAAUGUGAACGGAGACAGGUGUGAGCGCCUGUCCUCAACCUUGGUGCCCCAGCUCCCCCCGCCCCCGUCCCCCUCACGACGGUGCUACCUAGGAAAGUUCCCGCCACCCCACACUUGCCUGGUCAGCCGGUGGCAGGAGGAUCCGACGGAGCGUGUCAAUGUGAAAUACGAUGUCUCGGUUGUACCUGUUUGUGGUUUAGCUUUGUAUUUAAAUUAAAAAAAAAAAAAGGAAA